Molecule: messenger RNA, 900 nt
Organism: Pyricularia oryzae 70-15
Lineage: Eukaryota; Fungi; Ascomycota; Sordariomycetes; Magnaporthales; Pyriculariaceae
Exons: 3
Coding region: 1-900 (299 amino acids)
Source: RefSeq, a predicted model, not a curated record
AUGCCUUCCAAUACCAAGCGUCGUGGUGACAGGGCGAGGCAACCGAACAGUCGCAAGGCUCGCAAGGCUCGUAAGCAAGCCGAGAAUAUCCAGCAAGAGCUUAAUCGGUCAGAUGUCAGCGCUCAAGAGGGGAACUCCAACUCCAUCCAGCAAGAGCUCAAUCGGUCAGAUGUCAACACGCAAGAGGAGAAAUCAAUCUCCGACAAGCAGGAUCUCGGUUCUGUCGACAAGAACGCACAAGAAGCACCUCUUCCUCAGCCAGAGGAAGGCGCUGACCCUGAAGAGUACCACCUGACCCCCGCUGAGCAUAUCAAUGCCACUGAAGCCAGCAGUCAGUAUAAGGCUUGCAUCCCCAUGUAUGUCCUGCUCCGCAUUCAUGGGAAUGACUUCACCAACUAUGCCGCUGAUGUUCGUCAAUUCGUUGGCACGCCUGGCUGGCCCAAGACCCCCUACACUACCAUGACCCUCUUUCGCCCCCCCUUCACCACCGGCGAGCUGCGUCUCGAACUCUUUUACCAUCUUCGAGGAGACGGACACAGGCUAGGCGAGAUCACAAUUCCCUUCACAGCAUUUACUGAGGGCCUUGUGAGCCGCGUCUUGUCUCUGCCACAAGAACCAACUACCAACGACGCCUACAACGUCCCCCCUAAGAUGCAAGGCUUGCUUUCCCACGUUAUCCAUGCCCAAUCCUUCGUACAGCUCGUUGCAGAGGUACCUCUGGGUCAGAUACAUGUCAGUCUGAAUGACAAUGUCAUUCGCCGUUUUCGUAGGCAACUUGGCAAUGAUAUUCGGACAGCUGUGCAACCUCUCAAGGACAUCCAACUCUCUCCCGUACACAAAAUUUUCAGUAUGGGCGCACGGACCAUGCUGUUAACGUUUGCGCGGGACUUCCGCCUGUAG